GGGGAGUCGGGGACGGCGUCCGAGCUCCGGCGAAGCACCUUGCGCCGGGCUCGGCGCUCGCUGCUAGGGUGGCCCCGGCCCCGCCUGCCGCUGAGGGCGCGACCAGGGCCGCAGUUCCCCGCAGGGGAGCGGAGCGGAGCCCGCACGGGAGGCGAGGCGGCGGCAGCGCCGCAGGAAGUCAGCGUCCGAGGGGGCUGGCACGGGGGCGACGGUGCGGCGGCCCCGCCCGGCCCGGCCCGGCCCGCCGUCCGCAGCUGUCGCCCGCCGAGAGCCGCCGCCGGUACCCCCCGAGUCGCCGCCGAUGGUGCUGCCGGGGUCCUGCUGCCCUCUCCCGGGUCUCGUCCCGCUGCCCCAGGCAGGGCCCCUCCGCCCGGGCGCGCCGCCGCGCCGCCGCCCGUGCCGCCCGUGCCCCCUGCUGCUCUUCCGCUCGCUGCUCGGGCUGGGGCUGCUGCAGACCGGCCUGGGCUGCGCCCUCGUGGCUCUGUGCUUCGGGGCGCUGUCGCUGAGCAGCGCCCCGCAGGUGAAGAACGCGUGUCCCCUCUGGGCCGGCUCCUCGGCAAUCUUAUGUGGAAUCUUAGGGUUAACAACAUGGAAGAGGCCCAUGCGGCUUUUGGUUAACCUGUUUGUUCUGCUGUCUAUGAUCAGUUUUAUGCUGAACGUGACUGGAUUAAUACUAGGAUGUCAAGGCAUUCAAUUUGUGUCCAGAGUACCCAGAUGCGAUUUGAUGGAUAUGGAUGAAAAUGAUGAAAAUAAGACUUGUUUUUGCUGUGAAGAACUUCAUCCCACUACCUGCACAGAAGCAGAGGCUGUGCUGAAGCUAUACCAUGUGAAGUCAUGCAGUGCUGCUCACCUUCUUCUCAAGAAAGUUCUCUUAGCUCUUAGUGCCCUGAAUGCUCUCACUGCCACAGUUUGCUUCACAGCAGCUGCCCUGCAUUACUUACUGACACUUGCAUCAAGAAGAUCCUGCACAGAUGAAUGUGAGAUUGAAGGUGAAGAUCACAAUUUGGAUCCUGAUGACUUUGUCCCACCUGUCCCACCUCCCUCCUAUUUUGCAACUUUUAAUUCUUGUACUCCACAAAAUCACAGCACACCUGUCUCUGAUGUGAUUUCACUGCACUAUAUUUAUGUAACACGAAUCAGAGGGGUUGAAGUGUACUGCCCUCUGGACCCACCUCCGCCCUACGAAACUGUGUGCAACUUAAAAAGCUCUGAGCAGGGAGGUGCACUUCAGAUAAAUGGCAUGGAAGAUGUUGAUUCAGGGGAAGAAAGUGACAGGCAGUCCUCUCAAGCUGAAGAAAUUCAGGAGCCUUCCCGCAGAGUGAGCCUUUCCCCUUCAAAUGCAAGCUGUGUGCCUGCUGGAGUGAACAGGAGAGCCUUCAAUCCCUUGCUGAAAUGUUCUAAAAGUGACCCUGUGCUCCUGCACUGCCAGCUGCCUCAAGCGACAGUGCUCAGCUGUGAAACUGCAACACUCAAUGAUGUAAAUCCACUGAACGCUGUCACCCUGCGGAAGAGUUCAAGAGCAAGAGCUUCAAGGGGCAGACCCCAGUCUCUGAUAGACUAUAAGUCUUACAUGGACACUAAACGGCGUGUGGCGUGGAUCCUUGAGCAGUCCUGCAGCAUGAGCCCAGACAUACAUGACUUGGUGGAAAAUAUCAAGUCUGUUUUAAAGUCAGAUGAGAAACACAUGGCAGAAGCUGUCACCAGUGCCACUUUCCUUGAGCAGGUGAUGACACCUGCCCAGCAAGCCACAUCAUUGAGAGUCCAUGUGUUACCUUCCAGAUUGCAACCUGGAUUGUUGCACCUGGAGAGCUGUGGUGACCUGAGUACUUUCACCACAGAGGGAGAACAGCUAGCAGAGAGGAGAAGCCAAAGAGCAGAACAUGAACGGCCUCACAGUGUUAUUGGUGUUGUCAGAGAAACUGUGCUUUGAGCUGUUUUUUUGGUUAAUCCUCAGCAGAGCAGUUCUAUCCUAUACACAUACAGAGGAGGAAAAUCAUCUCUGGCAAGUGGGUAGAUGGGUUUGUCAAUAAUCACCUUUUUUAAUACUCUUAUGCACGGACUCCAAAGGGCAAAGAUCAUUCUACAAAGAGUAAUGAGCAGACUGAAAGCUGACAUUUACUGGGCUCUCAGCUGCAGCUCAUCUGUUUGUGAUACAUUGGUGCCCUGCAUCUCUGUGAAGUUUGGUAACGUGUAUUUGUGGGGUAUGAUGAUACAUCAUCCUUGUGGAAGGAGCUGUCAAAAGCAGCAUUGAAGAACUUCACAAAUUUUUGGCACUUUGGUUUAAAUUAAAAUCUCCUGUCAUAAAAUGGAGACCUUCAGAUACAAACGAAGUUAGUAAAAAAAUGGUGUACAGAAUUCUAAAAUUGUUCUUUAUACAAGAAGGUUGUUGAUGUGCAAACUGUACUAAAAAUAAAAUUUGUCUUGAAGAAGUGCU
Messenger RNA from Passer domesticus (house sparrow), 2434 nucleotides. It is a transcript of the gene ENTREP1, whose product is annotated as endosomal transmembrane epsin interactor 1. The record is from RefSeq and is a predicted model, not a curated record. The transcript is spliced from 11 exons. Lineage: Eukaryota; Metazoa; Chordata; Aves; Passeriformes; Passeridae. Gene Ontology annotation, cellular component: membrane. The coding region runs from base 302 to 1930 and encodes 542 amino acids.